Molecule: messenger RNA, 1443 nt
Organism: Adineta steineri
Lineage: Eukaryota; Metazoa; Rotifera; Eurotatoria; Adinetida; Adinetidae
Source: the annotation of a GenBank genome assembly
AUGACCUCACUUUCUUCUUAUAAUAAUGAAAGUCAAUAUAAUUAUCGACAAGGAAGUAUGAUAUCACUUCCAGAUGAAGAUGAUGAAAAUACUAUGGCAAGUGAUCCAUCAACGACACACCGACAACGACAAGAAUCAUCUUUACUACGACGUUCACCGUCAACAUCUAUAUCAUUAACUGGACAUGUAAAAAUAGAAAAUGUUGAUGCUACACCAUCACCUAAUACAGAUUUCUUAACAUCAUCUAUGUCUAAUAAUGAAGAUACAAUUAUUCGAGAUUGGCCACAUCUCACUGGGGACACAGUUGCAAAUGAUCAACGUUAUCCAACUAUAUCACAAUCUGAUUCAGCUAAUGAUGUUACAACAAGUUUUGGAUUCCAUCAAACACCAGAACAAACAGAAAACAAUUAUGAUUUUAAUCAACAGUCUGCAGAAGAAAUAAGUCACACGAUAGAUUAUGAAACAUUAAUCCGUACAAAACAACUCUAUUUUGAUCCCAAUCCAGAAACAAUACGAAAACCACAAAUGAUUAAUCCUGUAAUAUAUAAACAAAAUAUCAUGAUUAAAUUUUUAAGACCGCCAUCCGUUCCCCAAGGACCCUUAAUUAUUCGUGAGAUUCGCCCACCUCAACCUGCCCCACCACCACCACUUGUUAUCCGUCAACGAGCUCCACCACCUUUAUCACCUCCACCACUUAUUCUUCGUGAAAAACCUCCACGAAUUCCUGUCAUUAUGACAGCACAAGUUCUAACAAAAAAUCUUCCACCACUUCCAGCUCCACCUCGUUCAGUUAUUAUUGAAAAAUUACCUGCAAUACCACCUAAACCACGUGAUAUUAUUAUCGAACGUUGGAUGCCCUACGAAUCCAGUAUGCAAAAACGUAAAAUUGUUGUUGAACGAGCUGAAGAAGUCAAACCAUAUCCACCACCAAAAAAUAUUAUCAUCCAAUAUGAGAGAGUCGAACCACGAAUUAUUCGUCAAUUUCGUCGACUUGGUAUUACUCCUGCAGAUCCUGAAAAUUAUACAGCACGUUUUGGAAAUAGUUUACUUGAUACAAGUGAUCUAUUAGCACAAGUCAAACAACUUGGCAUUUCAGAAGAUCUUUCGCUACCACGUUUAAACGAUAAUGAAUUUUCAGAAAAAUUAACAUCUAAUCAAUUAGAAGAAAAUUUUUCCUACGAAAAUUCAUUAGAUCAAAGUAUUUUUGAAAAAAGAUCUUCACAAGCCAGUAUUUCAGGUACGUAUACACCGAAUAAUGCUAUUUACACUGGUACAGGUAAUAGUCCUUAUUCUCCUACAUUUGAAAAUCUUGUUCAUGGAAAUCCAUUAUCAAUGAAUUUUGAUGAAUUGAAUGAACAUUCAAAUAUCCAAGGACAUAUGGGAGAAGAUUUAUCUACUCAAUUAGCUCAAUAUGGUCUAACGACAGAAUCAAUUCCCUAUUGA